Molecule: messenger RNA, 477 nt
Organism: Candidula unifasciata
Lineage: Eukaryota; Metazoa; Mollusca; Gastropoda; Stylommatophora; Geomitridae
Source: the annotation of a GenBank genome assembly
AUGGCAACCGCUGAUCACCAGAUUGAGAGAGCUUACCAGAAGCAGCCGACUGUCUUCCUGAACAAGAAGUCCAUUCUACAGGGAAAGUCAAAGAAGAAUCUGAGAUAUGUGCGAAGUGUGGGACUUGGGUUCAAAACUCCAAGAGAGGCUAUUGAUGGAACUUACAUCGACAAGAAAUGCCCAUUCACAGGAAAUGUGAGCAUUCGUGGACGUAUUCUGUCUGGGAGAGUGCUGAAAAUGAAGAUGACAAGAACAAUUGUUAUUCGCCGGGAGUACCUUCAUUAUGUGAGGAAAUACUGCAGAUUUGAGAAAAGGCACAAGAAUCUCAGUGUUCAUCUCUCACCUUGCUUCAGAGAUGUUGAGAUUGGGGAUGUGGUCACAGUAGGAGAAUGCAGACCUCUGUCUAAGACUGUCAAGUACAAUGUGCUGAAAGCUACCAAGGCUUCAGGCUCCAAGAAAGGCUUCAGCAAAGUUUAA